Messenger RNA from Pangasianodon hypophthalmus (striped catfish), 3675 nucleotides. It is a transcript of the gene fam217bb, whose product is annotated as family with sequence similarity 217 member Bb. The transcript is spliced from 4 exons. NCBI's taxonomy places the organism in Eukaryota, Metazoa, Chordata, Actinopteri, Siluriformes, Pangasiidae. Bases 799 to 1926 code for a protein of 375 amino acids. The record is from RefSeq and is a predicted model, not a curated record.
GACACAAUGACCACAAUCAUCUCCCGACAUGCAAUAACCGAGCAAAGAGGAAAGCUUCAGGAUCCUCCUCAAGUCGGAGGAAAACUAACUCUGAUGUGCCUCAAAAUGCAGAAAAAGACUCAGUAAAAGAUACUUUGGCCAUGGAGAAUGUAAGUAGGCCUUGUGUACACUGCUUAAACUUUAAGGUGCAUGUAGUUUCCUUUUUCUGCAUGUCUCAGUGACUCAAGGAAAAAAAAUAUUAUAUACUAUGUAUAAAAAAUUCAGAUAUUUUGGGACAGUUUUUUGAUAAAGAUGUUGACUAUGUACAUGUGAAGGAAAAAUGUUUUCAAUUUUAAUGACACAAGUCAUUUGGGACAGCAUGGCAAAAAUGUUUAUUUAUUUAUUGUUUACUUCUUUAUAGUAUCACUAACAUACAUAAUGUAAUGAAUAACGUGUCACCAAAACACGAACAUGUCCUGCGAUGGACUGCUAUCCCAUCCAGGGUGUAAUCCCACCUCAUAAAAGGAUAAAGCGCUUUACUGAAGAUGAAUGACUGAAUGAAUAAAACAUAAACAUAACAACAGUAAUAGGUUAAAUAGCAGGAAAUUAUGAACUAUUUAACAUGAAUUAUUAAUAGGAAUUAUCAUCUAAGGAACAGUUUGUAAAUGGAAUACAUUCUCAAGAAUAUAUGAUUUUAUAUUUAGGGCAUCUGGUGUAAAAACUGUGCCAAAUCAAACAUGCGGACCAGUGAUCCGCUGUGGCGACCCCUAACGGGAGCAGCCAAAAGAAGAAAAACAUAAGGGAUUACACGCAAGUGAGAUGAGGACAGUAUCUACAGCUGUGGUUAUUCAUCCAAGAGAGAUCCUGAGCAAGCCAAAGUACAAGGUGUCCUCCAUAAAAAAUCAUCCACUGGACAGACGCUACAGACAGAACACAUGGCAAAGCAGCGAAAAAGAUACAAUGCCAUCUCGCCUUCCUCCUGUCCCUGUGCCAAGACACGAGUCGACUGAUCGAGUGACACACGAGGACACGGACAGCGGCAGCGACCUUUCAGACACGGAGAGGCUCCCACAGCCUGCGUUCACCGCUGAUCCUCCGCUGCUUCACCUACGAGAAGAAGUCAUCGAUCCCUCCGACUUCCAACCUUCACGUGCUCUGUCUAGGUCACACGCCGUCUCCCGUGACAGCUACCCUGACUUCUUGCCUCCGCCGUUUAACUCCUGGAGUCUCCGAGAGCUGGCAGUGUAUUUAAACACGGACGGGAAAAACGUCCCUCGCUCGAGACCUGUCAACCAGUUCGAGAGAUACCUGGACCGACUUCUGCAGCUAGAAUGGCAGCAAAUCCUGACGCUCCACGAGGAGAGCAGCAAGUCCACGUGGAUUGUACGGCGUAGACUGCAUUCCAGCCUCAGCGCCCCGAAAAGCAUCCUGCAGUGCCAGCGUGCCUUCCCCUUCACCUUACUAUCUUCUGUCCAUCCACAAAGCUGCAACCGUUACUCAUUCUCCGUAAGCACGUACCCUCACCACUCGCGUCCGCUGACGGAAAAAAGUGGAUUUUCUAGGAGGAGCAGCAGCGAGACUCGGGCUAAUGGUCUCAACAGACUCAGCGAUUCUUCCUUGGACCAUCUGAAACGCAUGCAGGCUAUCGGGAACAUCCGUAACCCGCCAACACACAAUCCUCAUGUCAACGGUCCUGCAGGUGUAGAUCCUCUGAGGAGAAAGAGCUCAGGGGGAAGGAGCCGCUCCUGUGAGGACGAGAGCAAAGCUGGUUGUAGAAGAGCAAGACCUGAGAGAAGAACAGAAGCUGGCCGUGAAAUAGACUCAAAAUCAUUAGGUGCGACCGGUUCUGAGAAAGAACCAGUGGUUGGAAGGACUGCUGCGAAACACAAGCAUGUCGAGUUUGUUUUUCAGAAACGAGAAAUGACACGAAAGUUCUUCACUUCCUAAGAAUGUUCUAGGAACCAUCUCUGAUACACAUUACGGUUUAGAAAAUAAACAUUCCAGCAAUUUAAUAUGGAGAUACAAACUCCAGCAACUGUACUAGAACCCUUAAACCAAGGUUCUUCAGUUUUUCCCCUUUGGUGGAACCUUUAAAGAUUCUAUGAAACAGAGCGUUUGCCUCUUUUCCGAACUGCAUGAAGAACCCCCAGAGGAACACCUUCUCUAACAGUACAGGAUUAAAAUAUAAAAAGAAACUAUUUCUGUCUAUAAUUGGCAAGUUGUGGAAGCUAAUUUCUUUACAUAAAUGUUAUUUUACUCUCAUACAGAACAGGGUUUCAAAAAAGGUCUAUGGUUGGAUAAGGGUUCUUCGCUUCAUAAAUGGGUUCUAGGACAUAUCUAAUAGGAAAACUUUGUUCAAGUUUUCGACAUAGAACCUACAUUUAACGGUUCCCCCUAGAGUUACAAAAAAAAAUGCUUUGGGGUUCUAGAUUACUGCUGAUUAUUUACUUUGAGAUAAUUAUUUUUGAUUAAUAAAUUUCAUCUGCAUUCGUUGUAUUUCUCAACCAAAACCUGAAGAAAUCAAGACUGUUACUGUUUGUGGUUUACUUUACUGUUAUUUUAAACAUCGUUAAUUUUCUGCAUUUAUUUAUUUAUUUAUUUAUUUAAAAAUUAUUAUUAUUUUUUUUAUUUUAAAGUUAAAUCAGUAUUUAAGAGUACACACAAAAUUAUACACAGUCCAAAUUUAUACAAAUCGAAAUUACAGAUUACAGUUUUACAGAUAUAAUUUCAAGAAAAUAUUUUUUUAAUUGGUGUAAAUUAGUGUUUUUUUUCCUGGAGUACUAAACAGAAUACUGUUAUCAUGUAAAUCACAAAUGUUCACGGUUACUAAAUCAUAAUCUUCUCCCCAUACCAUAAAUAAUCUCCUUUUCUUUUUACAGCGUAUUAUCUUUAAUAAUCUUGUGGUUGCUGUUCUGUUUACAUACAGUCAGUGCAAGUUUACUUUAUUUAAAAAAAUAAAUAAAUUAUAGUAUCUGUAUCAUUUAGUGUGAUACGUUUAAUAUUACUUUACUAUACCUAAAUAUUGUUUAAAUAUAUCUGUUGUUGUCUUCCAUUAUUCGAAUAUUUCUUAUAUUUAACAUAAUGUGGAGGUCAGAGACUAUUCUUUAUGGGGAGCAAAUAUCAAAGUUUUGAGCAAUAUUUAUUAUUUAAAAUCCUCUGUUAAAAUAUUGAAUAUAUUUUUUCAGAGUUGCGAUAAAAAACUUAAGGAACUCUAAACAUUCCAAUAAGUCACUUUAUCUCACUGUAGCACACUGUAUUUAUACCUCUGCACAAGAACAAAUGUAUUUUUUUUUUAUUAUUGCUGGAUGUUAUUGUUAAUUAUGAAAUUAUAUAAAAAUAGUUAUUUCAAUAAAAUUACAUUAUAACAAUAUUUGCCUCUGUUGGAAGUGCUUUAUGAAAAAAAAAAUUUGUCUAUGAUAUUUAUUAUGAGAACUCUAAACAGAAUAAAUACCUCAGUUAUUAAACAAAUGUAAACUAAUUUUUUCAUCGCCAUUUCCUUCCUAAAAAGUAAGCUACCUGGUUUUUAAAUAAGGAAUAAAACAAUCCAUAUUGUGAUGUUAUUGGAAAAUAGUCAGUGAUGAUGAAGCAGAGUUACUGUUACCACUCUGAAGUUGAUUAGUUUCCUAUAACAGCAUGUCACGUCGUACUUUCUCUCCUUUUAUAGUUACAUUUAACGUUGUGGAACAUCUGCGAGAC